AUGCUCCCGCCCCGUCCCGCCCUCUCAGAGCCGCGCAGACCCUCGCCGACGUGGCUCUUCCACCUCACGCUUCGCCGGACGCGAGCCAAGCGCGACCAAAGGGCAGAGCAGCCUCCAGGGGCCAGGCGAGCCGAGCGGGACCAGGCCCGCCCCCAACUGCAGGCUCCUCCCUCGAGGGCACGUUCUGGAGGCUCCAAACAGACGCACGUACGCUUAUUGUUUAACGCCGACGCCCGCGGUCGGUCCGCCGCCGCACGCCUCUCUUCACAGCCCACACCCACCGGUGGCCUCCGCCCCGCCCCGCCGUCGCAGCCCGGCCCUCGGCGCGUCGCGCGGGGGCGGGGCGCGCGCACGUGA
Molecule: messenger RNA, 357 nt
Organism: Rangifer tarandus platyrhynchus (Svalbard reindeer)
Lineage: Eukaryota; Metazoa; Chordata; Mammalia; Artiodactyla; Cervidae
Source: the annotation of a GenBank genome assembly